AUGAAAAGUUCAGAGGUUCCAAACCAAGAGGAGGUUAUUCCUGCUGUUGAAUUGAAGACUGAUGGAGAGUUGCCAGAGAUGCCUAAGGCUAACCAUGUGGGAGAGGGGACACAUGUUGUUUUACCUAGCUGCUCUAGCUCCACAUGCUCAUCUAGUUCAAACCAAUGUAAGGACAAGGAGGACCCUGAGGUCACAAAGCAGAAAACUCAAAUAAAGAAAAAGAAGAAGGGAGGUGAAUGCCCUAUUGUACCUGUGUCAGGUUUUCCAGGGCUUCUACACAACUACCCCUCCUAUAGUCUUGGUAGGAUCUUAAUCUUGUAUGACCCUAUCAAACUUAAAGUUCAGAAGCUUUCUUCUAAUGCACAAGCUAUUCACUGUGGUUCUGGUAAUUGGAAUUCAGGUAUCAUAGACUUCAAUACCUGUAUUUUUUAUGCUGAGUUACAUGAACUGAGGUAUAGUGGUAUGUUCUACACUUGGACCAAUAUGAGCCCUGGAGAUUCUAAUAUUUCUAGGAAACUGGAUAGAGUUUUGGUGAAUGACAGCUGGUUAUCCAAAUUCCCUCUAUCUAGCUGUGAGUUUUUGCCUCAUGGGGUAUCUGAUCAUUCCCCAAUGAUUGUUAACUCAGAAAUUGUGCCUCCUAAAAAGAAUAUUCCUUUCAAAUUUUUUAAUUUUUUGGGCAAUCAUAAGGAUUUUUUAUCUACUGUGGCUUCGGUUUGGGAGCAAAAUGUGCAUGGUAAUAUUAUGUUCCAGGUGGUUUGUAAGUUGAAGAUGCUCAAGAUCAAAUUGAAAGCCUUAAACAAGAAGGAGUUCAGUGAGAUUUCCAAAAGGGUUAUUGAAACUAAAGAUGCUUUGAGUGUUAUUCAGAUUGCUCUUGAUGGUGAUUCUGCUAAUGUGGAGCUCAGAAGUAAGGAGAAUAAUCUUCUUCAAAGUUUUCAUGAUUUGUCUGUAGCUGAGGAACAAUUUUUCAUGCAAAAGUCAAGGGUUAAAUGGUUGAGUGAUGGCGAUAAGAACACUAGCUACUUUAUGAAGACUUUCAAUGCUAGGUGCAACAAAUUAAGGAUUACUAGGCUCAGGCUUGCCUCAGGGAUUCAAGCCUUAAAGGAAGUUUAUAGUAAGGUGGUUCCUGACGAGUAUCUUAAUUCAUGGACUUCUAUUCCAUCUCUUGAAGAGAUCAGGGGCUGUUUUUUUGGGCUGAGUGACAAAAAAUCCCCUGGAACUGAUGGGUUUAAUGCAGAUUUCAGACCUAUUUCCUACUGUAACACUAGCUACAAGGUUAUAUCCAAGCUUUUGGCUAAGAAAAUUCAACCUAUUCUUCCUCACCUUAUUGAUAAUUACCAAACUGCUUUCAUUAAAAAUAGAAGAAUUGGUGAAGGAGUGUUUAUUGUUCAAGAACUCAUGAAGGGAUACACAGGCCAGCUUUCUUCUCCAAGAUGCACCCUUAAGGUUGAUAUCCACAAAGCUUAUGAUACUCUUUAUUGGGAGUUUUUGGUGGAUUGUCUUAAAGUCCUCAACUUCCCUCAUAUGUUUAUCCAGUGGAUCAUUGCAUGUGUCACCACAACUGCCUUCUCUGUGGCUAUCAAUGGUGAGAUGAUUGGUUUUUUCAAAGGAGCUCAAGGUUUAAGGCAAGGGGACCCUAUUUCCCCUCUCCUGUUUGUUCUUAUUAUGGAUGUGUUAUCUUCUACUAUCAUUAAGUCCAUCUAUGAGAGUUCCCAAUUCUCCUACCAUUGGAGAUAUAGAGCAAACCAAAUUUCCCAUUUGUGUUUUGCUGAUGAUGUCAUUUUGUUUUGCUAUGGGGACCCCUAUUCUCUUGAUGUGUUGAUCAAGAGUUUUGAUUUGUUCUCUAAGCUUUCUGGUUUAAAGCCUAAUUUGGCUAAAAGCAACAUCUUUACUGCUGGAGUGAAUGAAGAAACUCAAAAUACCUUGGUUAAUGGCUCUGGAUUUGUUGGUGGCCAGUUCCCAUUCAGGUAUUUAGGUCUCCCUAUUACUGCCUCAAGACUCUUAACUGUUGACUGCAAGGUUACUAAUAAGGUGAAUGCUGUAUUAAUGAAGUUUUUAUGGACUGGGAAGGAGCUGAAGAACUCUGGUGCUAAAGUUAAUUGGUAUGCUGUAUGCAAGCCUAUGGUCUAUGGAGGGCUUGGGCUGCCUAAUCUUGCUGCCUUAAAUAGAAUUGCUAUCUUGCAGCAUAUCUGGAAUUUGUUCUAUGAUGGAGGCCAAUCUCUUUAG
Molecule: messenger RNA, 2223 nt
Organism: Cornus florida
Lineage: Eukaryota; Viridiplantae; Streptophyta; Magnoliopsida; Cornales; Cornaceae
Exons: 6
Coding region: 1-2223 (740 amino acids)
Source: RefSeq, a predicted model, not a curated record